GGGAGGGACGACACAGUCGAUAGUCGAUUGUUCUCGUGCCCGCGCAUUUUGUCUUGCUCUUCUGCAAACCCUAAGGACAACCAAUCCGUGGCUUUCUUUGUUUUGGUUGUUUUCUUCGAUUCUGUAGGCUAUUGAUGAUUUCUUCCUCGUUGAGAUUUGAGCGAAUUCUUGCAAUUCGUGGGUUGAUUUUAACGGACUAGGGCAUCGGGUUCGUACUUCUUGGGUUUCUUUCUUUUUGGGUUCGGGAAUUGUCUUAUUCAGUCUGCGGGGCUUUGAUUUGUUCCUCCACUCGCGUUGAUGAGUUCGUGAGGUUCUGGUUAUCGAAGAUGUUCUUCACGGGCGAUUCGUCUACUCGGAAGAGGGUUGACCUGGGAGGACGAAGUUCGAAGGAGAGAGAUAGGCAAAAGCUUCUGGAGCAAGCGAGGCUCGAGAGGAAGCGGAGGCUGGGGUUUCGGCAACAGACACUUGCGGCGGUGAAGAUUCAGAAAUGGUUCAGAGGGAGGAAAGCUGUCAAGUUAGCACGCCUAAGGAUACGAGAACAGUUUUACACUCAAUAUGGAGAUCAUUGUCAGAAAGUGGAAAGGCAUUGCUUUAAUCCAGACUCAGAUUUUCUUGUUCAAUUACUUUUCAUCUUCAAUGCACGUGACGUUGGAGAUUUUAAUCUUCUAGUGGAGACCUGCCGCUUGCUGCGCCAUUUUGUAGAAGUUAGUGGAAAUAUUUUGAACGUGUUUGGCUUUAUGGACUUUGCAUCAAAGCAAUCUAUCAUAAAAAAUAGGGUGAAACGAUUUGCUCUUGCUUGUGUCCAAGCUAUCCAUCAAAAUAGGGAACGACUCAAGGACCAGCUUUUUCUCUCACCUAAUUCUGCUGGUGUGCCAUCUGUGAUCUUACUGGAGACUGUUGCUAGCUUGAUCGAGUCCAAACUUCCCUGGGUCUGCACAGUAGUUCAAUUUUUUUCUGAACAAAACACCUUUAGCUUAUUGAGGGACAUUAUUCUGACUGGGCUGAGAAGCACAUCCUUUGGGAGUUCUUGUGGGAGAGCAACAUCCUUGGAGCAUGUUCUUACUAUGCUUGCUUCUCAUGUUAAUUCACUGCCAUGCACUUGUCCAAAUGUUGAUCCUCAGCGAAGCUUCCCUUCCCAAGUUCUCACAAUUCCUUUCCUAUGGAAACAUUUUCCACAUUUUAAGAAGGUCUUCACGACUCAGGGACUAGGAAUAAGCUAUAUUAGGCAAAUGGCAUCUUUCCUGCCUCUUGGCAUGAAUUUACUGCCAAAUGGCGUCUCCAAGGAGUAUCCAAGCUAUGCAUGUUUGCUUGGAAAUACUCUAGAAGUUGCAGGUGUCACAUUAUCACAAGGAAAUUGUACAUUUGAAACAGCCAUGGAUUUUGCUGUUGUUUUGACGUUUUGGCUGGAAUCUUUGCCGGUUUCGUUGAAGACCUUGGUGAAUGAGAAUACAAUAAAUUCCAAAGUUGAUGAAGAUGGUGACAUUGACAUGGACGAGGAACCAAAGGAGCUCUUUUUGGGAAAGGACUUGGAGCAGCAAAUAUCUGGUGCUAUAGAUUCCUUCUUUUUGAAGCAGUUGGUGAAUAACUUAUUUAAGGGAGUGAAACAUGUUGAUUCUUCAUGUAGAAGUGUGCCAGAUAGCUCAGAAAUGGCAGCUGUUGGGGCUGUCUGUGCAUUACUUCAUGUUACGUUUACAAUGUUGCCACUGGAACUCAUUAUGACUGGACUUGCAUACAAUACUGAUCUUGUUCCUAUUCUUUGGAACUUUAUGAAAAGGUGCCAUGAGAGUCAGAGAUGGCCAUCCUUGUCAGAGUUAACAGUGUGCUUGUCUGUUGAUGCUCCUGGAUGGUUGUUGCCUCUCUCUGUGUUUAGUCCAGUGUAUAGGCACAUGCUGACGAUAACAGACAACGAGGAGUUCUAUGAACAGCAAAAACCACUUUCCCUGCAGGAUGUGAAGACCUUAAUAAUCAUUUUGAAGGAAGCAUUAUGGCAUCUCUUAUGGGUAGUUCCUGUAAAGAGCUCAACAGGGCAAAAACCCAAAACAAAUUCUUCUGGCCACAAGCGGCUUUCAGUUGAAUUUAUUCAAACUAGGGUUGGUACUGUGGCAUCUGAGCUUUUGGCACAGUUGCAAGAUUGGAAUAGUAGAAGGCAGUUUACAUCACCUGACGACUUCCAUGCACAUGAAGCAAUAAGUGAAAAUUUCUUUUCUCAGGUUGCUGUUGAAAACACUAGAGCUAACAACAUAUUGAAGCAAGCCCCUUUUUUGGUGCCAUUUACAAGCAGAGUGAGAAUUUAUACUUCACAAUUAGGAGCUAAACGACAAUCGAGUGGGGCUCAUGCUGCUUUCACUAGACACAGAUUCAGAAUAAGGCGUGAUCGAAUUGUUGAAGAUGCAUUUAGCCAGUUAAGCUUAUUGUCUGAAAAGGAUCUCAGAGGAAUGAUCCGGGUUACUUUUGUCAAUGAAUUUGGGGUUGAGGAGGCUGGCAUAGAUGGUGGUGGAAUCUUUAAGGAUUUUAUGGAGAACAUAACCAGAGCUGCUUUUGAUGUGCAGUAUGGUCUAUUUAAGGAAACCUCCGAUCACAUGUUAUAUCCAAAUCCUGCAUCAGGAAUGAUACACGAGCAGCACCUCCAGUACUUCCGAUUUCUUGGAACCAUUCUUGGAAAGGCAAUGUUCGAAGGGAUUCUUGUUGACAUACCAUUUGCGACAUUCUUCUUGAGUAAAUUGAAGCAAAAGCAUAACUACCUCAAUGACUUGCCUUCUUUGGAUCCGGAGUUGUACCGGCACCUCCUGUUCUUGAAGCAUUAUAAAGGAGACAUUUCUGAGUUGGGACUAUAUUUCGUUGUCGUAAAUAAUGAGUACGGUGAGCAGACUGAAGAAGAACUGCUUCCAGGUGGAAAGGAUUUACAGGUUAAAAAUGAGAAUGUGAUAACGUUUAUUCACCUUGUUGCCAACCAUAGAUUGAAUAUUCAGAUUCGUCAGCAAAGUUCAAACUUUUUACAAGGAUUUCAGCAGCUUAUACAGCCUGAUUGGAUAUCAAUGUUCAAUGAACAUGAGCUCCAGCUUCUUAUUUCAGGAUCUCUUGAUGGUAUGGAUGUUGAUGAUUUAUGCUCAACUGCACAUUAUGCUGGUGGUUAUCAUGAGAAGCACCCUGUUAUUGAGAUGUUUUGGGAAGUGCUGAGGAGCUUGUCACCGGAGCAGCAAAAGAAAUUCCUGAAGUUCGUUACUGGAUGCUCUCGUGGACCUCUUCUUGGGUUCAAGUAUUUGGAACCAAGAUUUUGCAUACAAAGGGCUGCUCCUGAUGAUGCAUCUGAAGACACCCUUGAUCGCCUUCCAACUUCUGCAACGUGUAUGAAUCUUUUAAAACUUCCUCCUUAUAAAAGCAAGGAAAAAAUGGAAAUGAAACUGGUCUAUGCAAUAAAUGCGGAUGCUGGAUUUGAUUUAAGUUGAUCGUGCGAAUACAGUGCCAGACACACUGCUCGCCUAGCUGUGGGAGUCCACUUGUGCAAAGCCGUGCCUGGCUUCCUUCCUUGAGCAGUCGAUCACAACGGCAGAGCUGACCUACGCUAUCAGGGGUUGGAUCUUGUUGCUGCCGCUGCAGCUAUGUACAUACAUCAUAAACGUCCUGGGCUAAAGGUAUUUAUUUGUAUUUAUCUGUUUUUGUAUGUACAUAGAGUGGUAAUAUCUGUGGCUUGCCCAUGUAUAUGUUGAGGGGGCACGCCCUAAAUCUGUAAAAGUUGCUGACCAAGAGAUUUGCCGAUUAUCAGCCGACCACCGGCUGCGUAUCUCCAAAAUAUUAAUUUAUAGUCGGGGAGCUUGAUCUCCAAAAUUUUUUAAA
Nymphaea colorata (pocket water lily) is the source of this 3834-nucleotide messenger RNA. Its product is annotated as E3 ubiquitin-protein ligase UPL6. The transcript has 26 exons. NCBI's taxonomy places the organism in Eukaryota, Viridiplantae, Streptophyta, Magnoliopsida, Nymphaeales, Nymphaeaceae. Gene Ontology annotation, molecular function: ubiquitin protein ligase activity; protein binding. Gene Ontology annotation, biological process: ubiquitin-dependent protein catabolic process; protein polyubiquitination. The coding region runs from base 327 to 3446 and encodes 1039 amino acids. The record is from RefSeq and is a predicted model, not a curated record.